Molecule: messenger RNA, 12403 nt
Organism: Sorex araneus (European shrew)
Lineage: Eukaryota; Metazoa; Chordata; Mammalia; Eulipotyphla; Soricidae
Gene: NAV2
Product: neuron navigator 2
Exons: 40
Coding region: 3715-11070 (2451 amino acids)
Biological process (GO): neurogenesis; nervous system development
Molecular function (GO): protein binding; ATP hydrolysis activity; ATP binding
Source: RefSeq, a predicted model, not a curated record
UAAGUACUGCAAUAAACAUAUGUGUGUAUAUGUCUUUAUUUUAAUAAACAGUUUUCUUAAGUCUGUUUUAUUUUAUUUUGGGUGCCACACCUUGUGAUGCUCAGAGGUAAUAUCUGACUCAGCACUCAAGAAUCACUCCUGGCAGUGCUCAGAGGGACCAUACAGGAUGCUGGGGAUUGAAACUGGGUUGGCCACAUGCAAGACCCUACCUGCUUGGCUUUGCUCCAGCCCUAUUUUUUUUAAUUUGUACCUUCAAGUUUGGGGUAGAUGCCAAAAAGUGGGUUAUAUUAAAGCAUUAUUUAUUCUUUGAGAAAUUUCCACACUCUUCUUCAUACAGUUGAACCAGAGACAUUUCCACCAACAGUGAAGGGAGUUCCUUUUUCAUCACAUCCUCCACUAAUACCAGUGACUUCGAGUCUCAAAGUGGAAUAGCACUAUAGCACUGUCCUCCCAUUGUCGAUCGAUUUUGCUCGAUCGGGCAACAGUAACGUCUCCAUUGUGAGACUUGUUGUUACUGUUUUUGGCAUAUUAAAUACGCCACGGGGAGCUUGCCAGGCUCUACUGUGCAGGCAGGAUACUCUUUGUAGCUUGCCGGGCUCUCUGAGAGGGGCAGAGGAAUCGAACCUGCCUCGGCCACAUGCAAGCCAAACACCCUACCCGCUGUGCUAUCACUCCAGCCCAAAGUGGAAUACUUACCAAAACUUUUGACAUACGAACUUUAGCCACACAGUUCUAAGAGAGGUAGAAUAGAUCCAAGGUUUAAUAUUUCUGGUGACUUUAUGCACCUGAUUCUAAAGGGUUGUCUUCCAAAGGAAUUCACUCAUUCAUCAGAAUACAAUUUCAGCGGCCCUUCUGACCAAAGCACUGUACUCCAUGUUGAAAGAAAUUAAUGAAAGUUAACAUGCAGUUUCAAACUUCAGUAGGUUAAUGAUCUUAAUAAGCACAUGCAACAAUAACAAGGGCAUAUCAGAUGUCAAAGGGCAGAGUGCUAAGUUAGUGACAGGGAUCAUGUGUAAUUUAAUUUCAGAGGGAGGGAGUAUACCUGAAAUUAUAUACAUGACUGUAUGUGUUUCAGAUUAGCUAGAGUGGAAAGUGGCUCUCUAGAUUGGGUAGAAUAAAAGAUGACACAUCAGUGUAAGGAGACACCAGAUUCAUUUUUAUCCCUCCCUUCCCUGAGGGGCUGUUGUUGCCAUGACAGGGGUCUUACACACACACACACAUACACAGAUUAUCCUAUCUGUAGUACAUGCACAUUCAGUUGUGUUGCUUGCUGGAGGGUCUUACUCUCAUCACUCAUGGUGCUUAGCACAUUUGGGUAAUCAUUGCAGAGGAUUCUACUCAUUUCUUAAUACUAGAAGUUGUUUUAAACUUACUGGCAUUUUCUGAUCUGGAUACUUUGUUUUGUUGUUUGACUUUGGGGCCACACCCUGAGGCUUUAGGUAUUGCUUUGGCUCUAUGCUCCAGGAUAGCCUAUAAUAAUUUUGGGGGGCCCGAAAUCUAAAGGACUUCCCCAAUGCUAGUCCUUUGAGCACUUUCUCUGGCAGUGGUCUGGAUAACUGUACAUCAGCACUGCAAGUCACUCUUUAUGGUGGGCACACACCAAAACCCCAUAGCUUGAGACAGAGAGACAUAUAACUUACAAGCAUAGCGGAGUGGGAAGGGGAGGAAAUAGUUGUAAUUUAAUAACAGGGAGAAUAAUAAUAUCCCAACUUCUAUUGGUCCCUUACAUUGCUACUACAGGAUUUAUCUUAUUUAAUCUGACCAGCAGAGCAUUAUUAUAUAAAUGUAGUGAAACCUCCUCGCCGUAGCUCUAUAAGGAUCAUAGGAACUGUAAGAAAUGUAUCGAAUGAAACUUAAGCUGUUUUACAGGGCAGGGCAGGAGGCCCCUCAUCCAUAAGUCGCGAGAUCUGCUUUUGCCUGGGUCAUCCCUCCCAAACCCCACAUACUUGAUUAGCCAGGCACCCCAAGAGCAGCUGAGACAGAGAAAUCCCGGGGUGAAUCAAAGCCGAGGAACCUGUGGGGCCAGUGCUUCAGAGGCGGGGUUCCCACAUGAAACGCGGGAGACUGGCCAGGCCAUGGGGUCCCCCACCCCCAGCCUCUCCCGGACUCCUCCGCUGGCCACUCUUAAUUACAAGGUGUGCGGGCCGGCGGCCUGGAGGAGCUGUUUCAGGGCGGGAAGCUUCCCUGGGUAUAUUGUAUUUGUCUAUAAAUACUUCAAAUAGUUCUGUGAAAUGUGCAGCCUUUGAAAGCUGGAGAGGAAGCUGUUGGGAGGCCCCCGGGUCUGCCUUGGAAGAGCGUGGAGAAAGAAGGCGGGUAAACGGCUGGCACGUUCUCAGCGCGGGAGACCAGAGAGGUUUUCUGCCCAGGGCCAGAUGGGGAGGCCAAAGGGGUGGCGGGCAAGACGCUGGAAGCCGCGAUCCGUUAAGGUGACCCAAGCAAUCUGAAAAAGGAAACAAACUUGCCCCCACCCGCGCACCCCCGCUCUCCCCCCCCCCCACACACACACUCGGGGCGUGCUCACGGGGGCCCCAAGGCGGGCGUUUGCAUUCGAAAGGGCAUUUUUCAAAAGGCGGGUUCCGGGGGCACGGGGGGGGGUGUGCACCCGCGGGGGGAAGCGCGCGGCGGGAGCCGUGCCGCAGAGCCGCCCAGCAUCCCCGCUUUGUACUUGCGGCCAAGCGCGGCCCCAGAGUUUCGACCGCGGCCCGGGAGUUGAGGCCACGCCCCCUUUGCAGUGAGCUGGGCGGCCUCUGAUUGGCGCGCGGCGGGCCAAUGGGCGCGCGGGGGCGGCCCGGGCUGUCAGCGCGCGCCGCAGCCGCGCCGGCCCGCAGCCUGUCGGUACCCAGCGCCGAGCCCCCGCAGCCUGCGCAGCCUUUUUCCCGGGGAAGCGCGGAGCCCGCCAGCGGCGCGUCCGGGGUGGCCCGCGCCCCCACGGCCACAGCCUUCCUGCGCUGUAGCGCGCACGGAGCAUGUGCAGACCCGCAGUGGCAAAGGUGCUCUCUUUCCGGGGGGCUUCUGGGCAGUGGUGACUGGCUGUCACGCCGAGAUAGACCUUUCGGGGGAGGGGGCUCUCUCGCCGCGCCUUUGGCGUCGCGGUGCCACUGCGGUGCUCUCGGCGAUCAGGGCGGCGACGGCUCUGGGUUCCGUGCGCCCUUCCUCGACUUCCUCCCACGGCGGCUCGCUCGUUCUUUCCCUCCUCGCGCAGCUCGUUCCAUUCCUUCCUGUACACUCGCCCGCUCACACCCGCUGCCUCCUUCCCGGAGCGGGAGGUCGUGCCAUCAGCGCCGCUUCUCUUCCUCAGCCGAGGGGGACCUCCUCCUCACUUCGGAGAUGCGAUGACAAGUUAAUAUGGGCGUUCAAGCCUCGAUUUCCCAGGAGGAGAAUCGUACCAGGCAACAGUCCCCGAGCCCUUGAAUAGGCCUCCCAGGACGCGCGAGAGGACCCAACCGCAGCAUCCGUCCAGGUGGGACCAGCUGAGCGCGCCGCGGACCAGCGCUUCGUCUCCCAUCCCCGCAUCCCUAAGGCGCGAUCGCAGGAUUGCCUCGAGCUCUCCCCACCCUCCGAACCGGGUUUUUCUUCCCCCUCCUUCGCUGGUGCUGGUGGGCGCCUCGCGGGCCGAGUCCCCGGCGCCUGCUCUGCUUGCCCGAGCUGCCUUUAGCGGUCGCCUCCGCCGCCGCUGCCAGGGACGUGCUGGGAAAGCCGAAGCCCCGGGAGAAGAUGCCGGCCAUCCUGGUCGCCUCCAAAAUGAAGUCGGGACUGCCCAAACCCGUGCACAGCGCCGCGCCCAUCCUGCACGUGCCCCCGGCCCGGGCCGGCCCCCAGCCCUGCUACCUCAAGUUGGGAAGCAAGGUGGAGGUGAGCAAGACCGCCUACCCCAGCCAGAUCCCGCUGAAAUCGCAGGGGCUGCAGGAGCCGGCGGGGGAGGGGCUCGCACUGCGCAAGAGUGGCUCGGUGGAGAACGGGUUCGAUACCCAGAUCUACACGGACUGGGCCAAUCAUUAUCUCGCCAAGUCGGGUCACAAACGUCUCAUCAAGGAUCUCCAGCAAGAUGUGACGGACGGCGUCCUCCUGGCCCAGAUCAUCCAAGUUGUGGCAAAUGAAAAGAUAGAAGACAUCAAUGGCUGUCCAAAGAACAGAUCGCAAAUGAUUGAAAACAUAGAUGCCUGCUUGAAUUUCCUGGCAGCUAAGGGAAUAAACAUCCAGGGGCUGUCUGCCGAAGAAAUCCGAAAUGGAAACCUCAAGGCCAUUCUAGGCCUGUUCUUCAGCCUGUCCCGGUACAAGCAGCAGCAGCAGCAGCCGCCGCCCCAGAAGCAGCUCCUCUCCUCGCCGCUGCCGCCCGGCGCGACCCAGGCGGCCGGGGCCCCCUCCCAGUGCCAGGCUGGCACGCCUCAGCCACAGGUGCCGGCCACUCCCCACGCCCCGUGCCAGCCUCUCCAGGCAGCGCCACCUCAGCAGGCCAAAGCACAAGCUGACAUGCAAUCCAGUGCAUCACCCAAGGAUUCAUCUCAAAGCAAAAUCAUCCGCUUCACUCUGGGUCAGAAAAAGACCUCUAGACUUCCAGGUCCCACUGCCAGGGCAUCUACUGGGGGCAGCGAGGCCAAGACUCGCGGAGGGUCAGUCGCUGCCAACAACCGCCGCAGCCAGAGCUUUAACAACUAUGACAAGUCCAAACCAGUCACCUCCCCGCCCCCACCAGCCAGCAGCCAUGAAAAAGAGCCUUCGGUGAGUCCAGCCUCCUCCCACCCCGGCAUGAGCGAGAAUGCAUCCGCCGUGCUGGAGUGCUCCCUGCCUGCUAGCUGCAGCUCCUCCUCGGCCAUCCCCCAGCCCGGUGCCACCUCCAAGCCCUGGCGGAGCAAGUCCUCGGGCACUGUGAAGCCCAGCGCCACAUCGUGCAUGCUGUCUGUCAAGCAGCCCGUGCCCGAGGGCCCCCGGCCCAGCCCGGAAGCCAUGAAGCCAGCCCCCAACAACCAGAAGUCCAUGCUGGAGAAGCUCAAACUUUUCAACAGCAAAGGGGCUUCCAAGGCGGGCGAGGGCCCGGGCUCCCGGGACACGAGCUGCGAGCGGCUGGAGAGCCUGCCCAGCUUUGAAGAGAGCGAAGAGAUGGAGGCCCCCGGCCGCACGCUCUCUGCCCUGGGCCCCUCGUCCAGCAGCCCCAAGAUCGCCCUCAAAGGCAUCGCCCAGAGGACUUUUAGCCGGGCCCUCACCACCAAAAAGAGCUCCCCGAAAGGCAGCGAGAAGGAAAAGGAGAAGCAACAGCGGGAGAAGGAGAAGGAGAAAAGCAGGGACCUGGCCAAGAGAGUGUCGGUGACGGAGAGGCCGGACCUCCGGGAGGGCACCAAGGAUGACCUGGGCGGGGCCGCCGUGAUCGAGAUGCCGAAAAAGUCCUCCAAGAUCGCCAGCUUCAUCCCCAAAGGGGGGAAGCUCAACAGUGCCAAGAAGGAGGCAGCCGCCCCUGCCCAGAGCGGGAUCCCCAAACCCGGGAUGAAGAGCGUGCCUGUGAAAUCCCCGAGUGCCCCGGCCCCUUCCAAGGAGGCUGAGCGGAGCCGGGCCGGGAAGCCGGGCUCAGGGCUCUCCCAGCAGAAGCCCCCGCUGGACGGCAGACACUCCAGCUCCUCCUCCAGCCUGGCGUCCUCCGAGGGCAGGGGCCCCGGGGCGGCCACCCUGAACCACAGCAUCAGCAGCCAGACUGUCAGUGGGUCUGUGGGCACCACCCAGACCACGGGAAGCAACACUGUCAGUGUGCAGCUACCUCAGCCCCAGCAGCAGUACAGCCACCCCAACACGGCCACGGUCGCGCCUUUCCUGUACAGGUCCCAGACAGACACGGAAGGGAAUGUCACUGCCGAGUGCGGCUCUGCGGGCGUAAGCAUGGAGCCAAGCCACUACACCAAGAGUGGACAGCCCGCUCUGGAAGAACUCACCGGGGAAGACCCUGAGGCUCGGCGACUACGGACAGUGAAAAACAUCGCUGAUCUGCGGCAGAAUUUGGAAGAGACCAUGUCCAGUUUACGGGGAACUCAGGUUACACACAGCACCUUGGAAACCACUUUCGACACCAACGUCACCACGGAGAUUAGUGGGCGCAGCAUCCUCAGCCUGACGGGGAGGCCCACCCCGCUGUCCUGGAGGCUCGGCCAGUCCAGCCCGCGGCUCCAGGCGGGAGACGCCCCUUCUCUGGGCAACGGGUACCCGCCGCGCGCCAACGCCAGCCGCUUCAUCAACACCGAGUCGGGCCGCUACGUGUACUCGGCCCCGCUGAGGAGGCAGCUGGCCCCCAGGGGCAACAGCCUCUGCCACGUGGACGUCUCGGACAAGGCGGGCCCGGACCUGGAGCUGGAGGCCAUCAGCAUGGACGCGCCGGGCUACAUGAGCGAUGGGGACGUGCUGAGCAAGAACAUGCGCGCCGACGACCUCACGAGCGGGUACAUGACGGAUGGCGGACUCGGCCUCUACACACGCCGCCUGAACCGGCUCCCCGAUGGCAUGGCCGUGGUGCGGGAGACGCUGCAGAGAAAUACCUCCCUGGGCCUCGGAGACGCCGACAGCUGGGAUGACAGCAGCUCCGUCAGCAGCGGGAUCAGCGACACCAUCGACAACCUGAGCACGGAUGACAUCAACACCAGCUCCUCCAUCAGCUCCUAUGCCAACACACCUGCCUCGUCCCGCAAAAACCUGGACGUGCAGACCGACGCCGAGAAGCACUCCCAGGUGGAAAGGACGGCCCUGUGGCCUGGCGACGAUGUCAAGAAGUCAGACGGCGGGUCUGACUGUGGCCUAAAGAUGGAGCCAGGUUCCAAGUGGCGGCGGAACCCCUCAGACGUGUCCGACGAGUCGGACAAAAGCACGUCGGGCAAAAAGAACUCUGUCAUCUCACAGACGGGCUCAUGGCGGCGGGGCAUGACCGCUCAGGUGGGCAUCACCAUGCCACGGACGAAGCCCACCGCCACAGCCGGCACGCUGAAGACCCCAGGAACUGGAAAAACAGACGACGCCAAGGUGUCCGAGAAAGGAAGGCUGUCCCCCAAAUCCGCCCAGGUGAAGCGUUCCCCAUCGGACGCCGGCCGCAGCAGUGGUGACGAGUCCAAAAAGCCCCUCCCCAGCAAUUCCAGAACGCCCACGGCCAAUGCCAACAGCUUCGGGUUCAAGAAGCAGAGUGGCUCGGUGGCCGGUCUGGCCAUGAUCACAGCCAGCGGGGCCACGGUCACCAGCAGGUCCGCCACCCUGGGCAAGAUCCCAAAGUCGUCCGCUCUGGUGGGUCGGUCGGCAGGCCGGAAGACGAGCAUGGACGGGAUGCAGAAUCAGGACGAUGGUUAUCUGUCUCUCAGCUCCCGCACGAACCUGCAGUACCGGAGUCUGCCAAGGCCCAGCAAGUCCACCAGCCGGAACGGGGCUGGGAACAGGUCUAGUACCAGCAGCAUCGAUUCCAACAUCAGCAGCAAGUCCGCAGGCCUGCCUGUGCCCAAGCUGAGAGAGCCUUCCAAGACGGCCCUGGGCAGCUCUCUGCCAGGUCUGGUCAACCAGACGGAUAAGGAGAAAGGCAUCCCAUCGGACAACGAGAGUGUGGCUUCCUGUAACUCGGUCAAGGUGAACCCUGCCGCCCCACCGGUGUCCAGUGCCACUCAGACCUCCUUGCAGCCAGGGGCCAAGUACCCGGAUGUGUCCUCUCCUACUCUCCGCAGACUCUUUGGUGGAAAGCCUACCAAGCAAGUGCCCAUCGCCACAGCCGAAAACAUGAAAAACUCGGUGGUCAUCUCCAACCCUCAUGCCACCUUGACCCAGCAAGGGAACUUAGAGUCCCCCUCAGGCAGCGGCGUCCUGAGCAGCGGGAGCAGCAGCCCUCUCUACAGUAAGAACGCGGAUGUCAGCCAGUCUCCGCUAGCCUCCAGCCCCGGCUCGGCCCACUCGGGCCCCUCCAACAGCCUCACGUGGGGCACCACCGCCAGCAGUUCGUCCGCAGUUAGCAAGGAUGGCCUGGGCUUCCAGUCUGUCAGCAGCCUCCACACCAGCUGCGAGUCCAUUGACAUCUCCCUCAGCAGCGGAGGGGCGCUCAGCCACAAUUCCUCCACGGGCCUCCUCGCCUCCUCUAAGGACGACUCCCUGACGCCCUUUGUCAGGACCAACAGUGUCAAGACCACACUGUCCGAAAGCCCUCUCUCUUCCCCUGCCGCUAGCCCUAAGUUCUGCAGAAGUACUCUGCCCAGGAAGCAGGACAGUGACCCGCACCUUGAUAGGAACACUUUGCCUAAGAAAGGACUCAGGUAUACUCCCACCUCCCAGCUUCGCACACAAGAAGAUGCAAAAGAAUGGCUGCGGUCCCAUUCGGCGGGCGGCCUGCAGGACCCAGCCGCCAACUCCCCCUUUUCCUCCGGUUCCAGUGUCACCUCCCCCUCGGGAACGAGAUUCAACUUUUCCCAGCUUGCGAGUCCCACCACGGUCACCCAGAUGAGCUUGUCCAACCCGACCAUGCUGAGGACCCACAGCCUCUCCAACGCCGAUGGGCAGUAUGACCCCUACACUGACAGCCGCUUCCGGAAUAGCUCUAUGUCCCUGGAUGAAAAGAGCAGGACCAUGAGCCGCUCGGGCUCUUUCCGGGAUGGGUUUGAAGAAGUUCAUGGAUCCUCCCUCUCCCUGGUUUCGAGCACGUCAUCAAUUUAUUCUACACCGGAAGAAAAGUGCCAGUCUGAGAUUCGCAAGCUACGGCGGGAGCUGGACGCCUCCCAGGAGAAGGUCUCUGCGCUGACCACUCAGCUGACUGCAAAUGCGCAUCUCGUGGCAGCUUUCGAACAGAGCCUAGGAAACAUGACCAUCAGGCUCCAGAGUCUGACCAUGACGGCCGAGCAGAAGGAUUCAGAGCUGAAUGAGUUAAGAAAAACCAUCGAGCUGCUGAAGAAACAGAAUGCAGCUGCUCAGGCUGCUAUCAACGGAGUGAUUAACACCCCGGAACUCAACUGCAAAGGCAAUGGCCCCUCGCAGUCGGCCGACCUCCGCAUCCGCAGGCAGCACUCCUCCGACAGCGUCUCCAGCAUCAACAGCGCCACCAGCCACUCCAGCGUGGGUAGCAACAUAGAGAGCGACUCCAAGAAGAAGAAGAGAAAGAACUGGUUACGCAGCUCCUUCAAGCAAGCUUUCGGGAAGAAGAAGUCCCCCAAGUCGGCUUCCUCUCAUUCCGACAUCGAGGAGAUGACAGAUUCUUCUUUGCCUUCCUCACCAAAGUUGCCACAUAACGGCUCCACGGGCUCCACUCCACUGCUGAGGAAUUCUCAUUCCAACUCUCUGAUUUCCGAGUGCAUGGACAGCGAAGCCGAAACGGUCAUGCAGCUCCGAAAUGAGCUGAGAGACAAGGAGAUGAAGCUCACGGACAUCCGCCUCGAGGCCCUCAGCUCUGCGCACCAGCUCGACCAGCUCCGGGAGGCCAUGAACCGGAUGCAGAGUGAAAUCGAGAAGCUGAAGGCGGAGAACGACCGGCUGAAGUCGGAGUCCCAGGGCAGCGGCUGCAGCCGGGCGCCCUCCCAGGUGUCCCUCUCAGCCUCCCCCCGGCAGUCCCUGGGCCUCUCCCAGCACAGCCUGAACCUCACGGAGUCCACCAGCCUGGACAUGUUGCUGGAUGACACUGGUGAAUGCUCGGCUCGGAAGGAAGGAGGCAGGCAUGUUAAGAUAGUUGUCAGCUUUCAGGAGCAAAUGAAGUGGAAGGAGGAUUCCAGACCCCACGUCUUUCUUAUUGGCUGCAUUGGAGUCAGUGGCAAGACGAAGUGGGAUGUGCUCGAUGGGGUGGUUAGACGGCUGUUCAAAGAGUACAUCAUUCACGUGGACCCGGUGAGUCAGCUGGGGCUGAAUUCCGACAGCGUCCUCGGCUACAGCAUAGGGGAGAUCAAGCGCAGCAACGCCUCCGAAACCCCGGAGCUGCUCCCGUGCGGCUACCUGGUGGGCGAGAACACCACCAUCUCGGUGGCCAUCAAAGGGCUGGCAGAGAACAGCCUGGACUCGCUGGUGUUCGAGUCCCUCAUCCCCAAGCCCAUCCUGCAGCGCUACAUCUCCCUGCUGGUGGAGCAUCGGCGCAUCAUCCUGUCGGGCCCCAGCGGCACUGGGAAGACCUACCUGGCCAACCGCCUCUCGGAGUACCUGGUGCUGCGGGAGGGCCGAGAGCUGACAGAUGGUGUCAUUGCCACCUUCAACGUGGACCACAAGUCCAGCAAGGAGUUGCGCCAGUACCUGUCCAACCUCGCCGACCAGUGCGCCAGCGAGAACAGCGCCGGGGACAUGCCGCUCGUCAUCAUCCUGGACAACCUGCACCACGUCAGUUCCCUGGGCGAGAUCUUCAACGGGCUGCUCAACUGCAAGGACCACAAAUGCCCUUACAUCAUCGGCACCAUGAACCAGGCUACCUCCUCCACGCCCAACCUCCAGCUGCACCACAACUUCCGGUGGGUGCUUUGUGCCAACCACACGGAACCCGUGAAGGGGUUCCUCGGCCGCUUCCUGAGGCGGAAACUCAUGGAGACGGAGAUCAGUGGGCGAGUGCGGAAUGUGGAGCUGGUGAAGAUCAUUGACUGGAUCCCCAAGGUCUGGCAUCACCUCAACCGCUUCCUGGAGGCGCACAGCUCCUCGGACGUCACCAUUGGCCCCCGGCUCUUCCUGUCCUGCCCCAUCGACGUGGACGGUUCUAGGGUGUGGUUCACGGACCUGUGGAACUACUCCAUCAUCCCCUACCUCCUGGAAGCUGUCAGAGAAGGACUCCAGCUCUACGGGAGACGCGCCCCCUGGGAGGACCCUGCCAAGUGGGUGAUGGACACCUACCCGUGGGCCGCCAGCCCGCAGCAGCACGAGUGGCCACCCCUGCUACAGCUCCGACCAGAGGAUGUGGGUUUCGACGGCUACUCCGUGCCCCGGGAGGGGUCGGCGAGCAAGCAGAUGCCCCCCAGUGAUGCCGAAGGAGACCCACUGAUGAACAUGCUGAUGCGGCUGCAGGAGGCGGCCAACUACUCCAGCCCCCAGAGCUAUGACAGCGACUCCAACAGCAACAGCCACCACGACGACAUCCUGGACUCGUCCCUGGAGUCGACCCUAAAACAAUAAAAAAAAAAAAAGGGACUCACUUGAAGCUCUGAAACCAAACAGCAUCCUACCAGCGGCCGCUCAGAGACAUUCAGGACUGGAGCCAAGCUGGAGAGAGGCAGGACGUGGCUUCCCCUGAGCCCACCAGGAGCCUCUAGACCCUAGGGGGCUGCUGUCAGCACCCCAAGGCCAUGCCGGCCCGGAAGAACAGGUGCCAGCCAGGGCCUGAGCCUGCCCAGGACAUGCCCCAGAGCUCCCACACUGCGGGCCUCGCCCGACACCAAGCCUACUUCCUGUUUCGUUGUUUCUAAUGGUGCUCCCUCUCCCCAGAGGCCGUCCGCCCGUUCUUCCUUUCCACCCACCCCUUUGGGACACGACUCCCAGACAUGACGCACAGGGAGCGCGAGAGAAGGCUCGAGAGUGUCCUUGCGUGUGUCCACGAAGCGGCCAGUGGGGAAACACGCAGACCAGAAACAUCUGAUUCCGCCCCCCGCCCCAAGCCCAAGACGAACCAGGCUUUCUUGUUCUGCGAGCACUGUGUGGGGACGCGGACAGUUCUACCUCGGAGAGCUGAUUUCCCUCCUCCCUAGUCGCCCAUCCCCACCCAGGAACGAGGAGUCUCUCCCGCCCCCGACUCUCAAAUUUGAAAGCUGUCUCUCCAGCCCCCCCGGGGUGAGACUCUGGCCUUGGGUGGAAGGAAGAACCGCAGGAGCUGUUUGGGUUUGGUCCUGCUGAGUUUUGGUUUUCGGCUUGUCUGCCCAUCCUUACGUUGGACACACUCACCUCCUCUGCCGCUGGGGACCGGGUGGACCGGGGGUGGACGGGGCCCUUGUGUGCCCUCGCCUUCCCCUCUCGUCCUCCAGGCCGCACUGCCCCGCUCUCAGCAGCACCUCAGGCGUGCCAGCCCCUGACCUCAGGUGAGGUGGGGAGGUCACCCCGGCGAAACCCUGCACUUUCCUCAGAACCGACCAUCACGAUGCAAGUCCGCAGUGGGGGGACCCCAUGCCCGCCUCCGUCCCCACGGGCCUGGCUGUGCUCCAUGGUGCUGACCCUCCCCAAGUGAUGCCUUACUGGUUUUGUACUAACCGUGUUCAUGGAUGCGUGUCGUGCCUGCCUGGGACCCGUCAUUUUCUUUCAUUUCCGUUUAUCCCAUCAGAGCAAACAGGGCUAGAAAGAAAAAAAAGAAAAGAAAAGAAAAAAAAAAAAACAGAAGUCAUCCACUCACUAGGAGAAGUCGAGUCGCUGUGACUUUUCUCAUCCAAAAAGACUCAUCCGUGCGAUUGCGUGACCCUGGGGUGGGGUGGGCGUGCAUUUUCUUCAGUUCUUAUCGGUCUCCAGCUAAUUCCCCACCGCC